Pelagomonas calceolata is the source of this 948-nucleotide messenger RNA. The record is from the annotation of a GenBank genome assembly. NCBI's taxonomy places the organism in Eukaryota, Pelagophyceae, Pelagomonadales, Pelagomonadaceae.
CGCAGCUCUUGCCCGUCAAACGCGCAUACCGCUCGAAGUUUUGCAAGAGUAACAUCUGAAAAAUACUAUAUCGAUAGCGCUGUCUUGCUCACAGCCGUUCGCUGCUCAGAAAAGCGAGCAAAAGCGAGCAAAUACAAGGCUGCAGCCCUCAGGGACGCUGCACGCCGCCGACGCGUGAGCACAACAAUGGGCGGCUUAGUAUCCUCACUGGCGUUCCCGGUCCCGAAGCUCCCCCAGUCCUUCUACCACGACUUAUUGAAGAGACGAGACUUGGUGUGGCUCGAAACGAAAAAAGGCGAGCGCAUCCCGGCCAUCCACAUCCAAGCACCGUUACGACGACGGCGGAACGUGACCCUGUUAUUUAGUCAUGGCAACGCGGAAGACAUCGCUUUACAUUUACCGUUCGUGACGGCCCUGGCUCAUAGGACGGGCGCCGACGUCUUCAGUUACGAGUACGUCGGCUACGGCCCCUCGCGUUUUAAGGACUGCGUGCCGUCGGAACGCGGGUGCUACCGGGCCAUCGACGCGGCCUGGGCCUACCUCAUUGCUCAUGGUGUCGAUCCUACAACAAUUGUCAUCUACGGUCGAAGUAUUGGCACCGGCCCUUCCGUCGAUCUGGCGUCGCGCGUGGAAGCGAAAGGGUUGAUACUACAAUCACCCAUCGAUUCAGCAAUAAGGUGCGCGCUGGGCUACGGGUCCUCGCUCGCGUUGCGGCCCAUCGACAUCUUCGUGAACCACGAGAAAAUGGCAAAAGUGUCUUCUCGCGUCUUCAUCAUGCACGGCACCGACGAUGAUGUGGUGCCUUUACGGUGCGGGCGAGCUUUGCAGAAGUUGGCUCAACGUCCCGUGGACCCGGCGUGGAUUCCUGGGUAUGGGCACAACGACAUCCCGCACGACACGGUCUUUCAUCAUGUGGGUGUCUUUCUGGACGCGCUGGCCGCGGGCUGA